Pyricularia grisea is the source of this 3876-nucleotide messenger RNA. RefSeq lists its product as uncharacterized. The coding region runs from base 705 to 3620 and encodes 971 amino acids. NCBI's taxonomy places the organism in Eukaryota, Fungi, Ascomycota, Sordariomycetes, Magnaporthales, Pyriculariaceae. Gene Ontology annotation, biological process: regulation of DNA-templated transcription; DNA-templated transcription. The record is from RefSeq and is a predicted model, not a curated record. Gene Ontology annotation, molecular function: DNA binding; DNA-binding transcription factor activity, RNA polymerase II-specific; zinc ion binding. The transcript has 5 exons.
CAACAACAACCCAUGCACGGGACAUGCUCCGGGAUCACUCGUAGCCAAGUGUCAUUUUUCUUGGUGUCCUCCCCUGAUCAUCUUGUCGUUGAAUGAUUCAGGGCACAGGGUACAUCCUUGAUGAUGGGUUUACCAGUUGAACGCUGCGUCCACACGCAAAUAGACUUCGGAGCAGCUUCCGAACGGUUGCUUCGUCUGCUGUUUCGCCCUUCAAGGCCUGUGUGGCGGUACCUUAAGCCAGUUGGGUAAACUCCAUUCCCCCCCAGUUGACAUGAGGCAGUUUGUUUUCCCCUCCCCUCCAAGUCUCUCGUUAAUGGGUCUCUCCCGCAUCUCAAUUUAACUUGCUUUACACUUUUGUUGUUAUUUUUUAUAUUUUUUUUAUUUUUGUUUUGUUCUUCGUCAAAUUGUACUUUAUUAUAGUGAACGCUUUAGACUCCCGAAACCUAGCAACGCCAGAUAAAUCACACAAGAACUAUCGAGCAAAAAAAGACAAACCGCAGGAGCGGCUUGGGCCGGGACUCCACCAACGCUUUUCAGGUUCUCGACCGUUGCAGAAUGAUGAACCAACCACCACUUGAUAUCUCUCCACAAGCUUCGCUUGCUCUUGGUAACAACCUACACUGCGCAUAACCAAAGCAGUGCGAGCGACAUACAAACUUAUAUCAAACUUCAAGAAUCCCCAGUCAUUAAGCCUACCUACCCAAAUGGUGGGGAGGAAGAAGGCUUGUGACUCUUGUCACAGACGCAAGAUCCAAUGCCACGGGUCAUUGCCACAAUGUAAUUGGUGCAAGCAGCGAGGUCUCCCGUGUACGUUUAAUAGAGAGACGAGUAUCAGGAGGAAGUCUUCCAAGCCGGCACAAGCGGCAGCUCGUGGCUCUCAAAAUGACCUGGCACGCCGCAUGGACCGCAUCGAGCAGAUUCUAAAAGCCGCCCAGCGAAACCAAGCGGAUCCUUCUUCGGGGCAAUCCAGGCAUGAUACAGUGCUCGAAGAGGCCGCCGCGCUCGCCGCCGACCUUCUCGCGAACGGAUCUUCCGCCAUACCCUCGCCUGCGACGUCGAGCCCUGGUCGAAACCGCUCUGGUGAAGCUCAGUCUCAACCCGGCCCCGCGGUAAAGCUAGAGGAAGGAGUCCAGCAGGGAUCAUUGGUUGAUCACGUCGAGACGGCUCAGCAACAUACCCACCCGUCACCAUUUUCUUCGAUCCCCUCGUAUGCGCCGCCCGGAUUCGGAUAUUUCCCGCCUGAAUCUUCCAUGCCCAGCGGCAUCGGAUUCGGCAAGCUAUACGUUGCAGGAAUGGAUCUGGGUGAGCUCAGCCCCUAUAACGGCGUUCCUUACUUCUCCGAGGCUGGCUUGGACUGGAUCAGGGAAAGGUGCGACACAGAACCACAGUUCGAGAGCAUAUUCGCGCGUUUGCGAGCCCCGUCUGGCCCCAGAACGGCCUCCACCCCAGCAAGCAAUCCGAACCGGGACUCGGUCGACCCGGAAGACCAGAGUACGACGAACCAAUGUUAUGACGACGGCAUACUAUGGCAGACUCGCCCAGACGGCUGGUUCCUCGAACAGGGUUAUCUGAACGUCGGGGAUAUGCCUGCUGUCCUGAAAAGGCAUCCGGCUGCAGACCUGCCAGACCGGGCCCUGUUGGAGUACUGCGUGCUGUUGUUUCGACAGUCGUUCCUCGGCAUCACUGCACCCGUAAUCGACCCGGUACUUUUCGCCGCGACCAUCGAAAGCGCUUACUCGUAUUACCAGCCCGCAGAAGAUAGAAGGGAGAUGAGCGGCUCACCUGGCCAGGAUGCAAGUCGCUCCCCUAGGGACAAGUCUGCCGAGGUCGAUGCUUCCAAUGACCUCGCGUGGGAGUAUCGUCGACAGCGGCGACUUGGAGAUGAGUAUCGAUCCAGGAGAGGCAUGGAGGCACUAUGUGCCAAGGCUUGCAUAUUUGCCUUCAUGUCUCUGGUGUCAUUAAUAGAGACCGACAAAGACGCGGGGCUGCCUCCAAUAGAUGGGGAGGCGUACGCUGCGGCUGCACACUUGAUGUUUCCCGAAUUUAUACCUGCUGCCUCGGUGGUUACGGUUGAAACGGUAACGAUGCUGACCGUAUUCCACACAUUGACCGGUCAACUACAGGCAGCCGGUAUGUUUCAUACUGCGGCUGUCCGAGUAUUGUUCAUGCUCGGGGGUCACACCUCAUACGGAUCCGGGUUUUCACCUGAAGAUGACCCGCUUGCGCUACCGAACAUGAACGGCAUCCACAUCAGUGCAUCACCAGAACAAAGUGAACAAGUCGAUGAAAAGCCACGACCGGAAACGCCUGACGCCCGACUGCGGAGGCACAUGCGAAAUCUAUAUCGCAUGUGCUACCUGUUUGAUAAAGAGCUCGAGUUGCGCACAGGCUUGCCACCAUGCAUGGAUAAUGACUAUUGCGAUCUUGCCAUCCUCGAGCGGUCGUGGUCGAUCGAUGCGGAUGGACUCCCCCUUGAUAAGCCAAUGCCGAUGGGCAAUACUGGUUUCAGCAAGUACAGCUUGACACUGCGGGAAGAAAUCGACUUCAAGGCAAAGCUGAUGCCAGCUCAACUUCGUAUCUCCAUGAUAAAGUCUCGGGUCAGUAAACUGCUUUACUCGGUUACGUCGCUACGCAAGUCAGAUGCUCAGCUGCUGCGUGAUAUCCGAGAGUUGGAUGAGGAAUUGGACAGAUGGAGAAGCUCUCUCCCACCUCAGCACAGGCCGAUGCUCGUGGUCCCGGUUAAAGUCAAGAAACGGAGAGCCUCUACAGUGCAAGGAACAAGUCCAAUGGGGGCUAGAGCCGACUCAAUGAUUUCACAGGGCGGCUCGCCUGCAAGGCCAUUUCCACAUGGCCCUGUAUCAGGACAUGAACAGCAACGACACAUAUCCACAGGAAACUCUGUGACCCCCGAGUCAGCAAGCAAUGGAUCAUCGGCCCCGUGGGUGCCGAUGUCCGGUGAUGGAUCGCUACGGCGCGACUCGGCCUGCGCAAACGAGAACGAUGGCAGCGAUGACAGCGACAGCGAUGAUAUCAGAAGCAAGGACAGGAACAGGUGGAACUCAAACGACCUCACCAUGCACUUUGAUUAUCAUUACCUUAUGGCGACUGUCCACCGCGCAUCUGGACGUUGCCGGGCCUGGACGCAGGGAGGAGAGAUGGCUGGUAUCAGCUCCAGCCAGGCGCUGGCCCUGCAGGCAAGCCGAUCCACACUGAUGUACCUUCGCACGGCUGUCAUGAGCAGGCACGGCAUGGCAUUUUGGAUGCUCUUCUUCUAUCCCAUGUCUGCCAUCCUGACGAUAUUCUGCAAUGUGCUCCUCAACCCUCUAGACGCGUCGGCGGAAGAGGACCUAGAGAUGCUAGGAUCGGUCGAGAGCCUAAUCAAAGAGAUGCGGCGGCGGCGGCAACUGACGCCCAACGAGAUGGUGAAUAUCACCAUGAUUGAUGAGUUCGUGGCCGAGCUGACGAGGUUGGGCCACUGCGCCAUCCACAAUGCCUCGAGGGAGGCCAACGGUGGUCCAGAUGGGGGUGGCAUUGCUCCAGAAAGUCAACAGCAACUCCACCAGCAGCAUCAGCAUCAGCAUCCAAUAAUGAGAGCGCCAUUUACUGUGGUGGGUCGGUAGGGUUGGGCUGGUUGGGUCCUAAUAGCAAUCCCUGAGAAGGCCUUUAAUGUCCACCUGUUUUGUGUGUACAAUUGAUGUUCGUGUAGGCUUUAACGGUACAAGUGUUGUCAAUGUCAAACUUUAAUCUUCAUGGAGAAAGCUGGUUCAUGUUCGCUUUAGGGUUCGUUAGGAUGAGAUUCCUGCAACCUGUCAGAUCGACCAAAGCAGUAGGAACUCCGUAGGUUAACUCGUGACUCGGUUCAACCUCUCAAAAACA